This is a messenger RNA of Spinacia oleracea (spinach), 1260 nucleotides long. RefSeq lists its product as uncharacterized. NCBI's taxonomy places the organism in Eukaryota, Viridiplantae, Streptophyta, Magnoliopsida, Caryophyllales, Amaranthaceae. The transcript has 5 exons. Bases 1 to 1260 code for a protein of 419 amino acids. The record is from RefSeq and is a predicted model, not a curated record.
AUGUCAUUUUCUAGUGGUCGAGGAAGCGGUCUAGGAAGUGGUCGAGGAGGUGGUCGUACACCCAUUCAACCACCCCUAACACAUCAUUCUACAGAAAAUUUGGAUGACGAUGACGAGACCCAGGCACCGUCAUCUCCAGAAACUGAAUGGGAUGUUGUAACGACACAAGAUGUAGGUGAAAAGAGCUCUAUAAGCAAUGAGUUGGACCCCGCUUCACUUUGGUUUGAUGAUGGCAAGGUAACCCGAGCAAUCACAGAUGCAUUUCAACAGUACUUCAAUUUCCCGUGGAGAAAUUGGACGCAAACAAGCCAAGCAGCGAAAGAUCGGUGGUUCAAUAUGUUUAAGGUUUAUAAUUUAUCUAUUCAGAGUAAGUUUACAUGGAAGCCAGAGUUGGACAAAAAAGUAAGAAAGGGUUUUAAUAGAAAAGGAGGUAAAAGACUCAGGGACUUGCAUCAUUGGGUGACGGUAGUGAAGAAUCCCAUUAGACCUAACUGGAUGUCUGAAGAUGUGCACGGGAAGAUGCUGAAAUUCGUUAAAGAAGAUCCUAAAUUCAAGAAGAAAUCAGCACAAGCAAAGAAGAACAAAAGAGGAGGCUCGGAGACUAACAAAGUGGUACCUGGACAUUGCCAAGGGUCAGUUUCUACAAAUGAAUAUGCAAAACGAAUGGCUGCACAAAAUGGCGGAAUCUUACCAAUAGCUGCUGAUUUGUACUUGAAGACGCACUCAAAGGAAAUGGCGGGUAAGGGCAAAGAACUUUGUUGUGACAAAUCAAAAGAUCUCAUGGGUGCUUAUGAUAAGAAGAUGGCUGAAUAUAAGGAGAAAGGAAUCAACAAGAAUCCCAAUGAGGUGUACUUUGAUGUUGUUGGCGGGAGGAAGAAGGGAUUAAUUCCUGGUUUGGGUACUGGUGGUGAUAUAUUCUACAAAAAACCAUCAAGUCGUGCUGACAAGUCUUCUAGUGUCUACACACCUUCACUUCUUUCACAACUUUCAACACGGAUGGAGCAAUUUCAACAACUACUGGUAGAGCAACGAGUAGAAUUAGAGAGGCAGAGAAGUGAGUGGGAGAAAGAACGCUUUGAGGUGGAAAAAGUGAGACAAGAGGAAUCGAGAAAGUUCAAUGAAUACCUUGUUGAGAUGCGCAAGGCAAUGCAAGAUUAUUCUCAGAUGUUUUCUCAAUGUGGAGGUUCGUUCCCUUUCUCUCAACCCCAUGACCCACGAGACCCGUCUGGUGGAGGAACUCUAGGACCGUGUGCUGGUUAG